This is a messenger RNA of Cajanus cajan (pigeon pea), 630 nucleotides long. NCBI's taxonomy places the organism in Eukaryota, Viridiplantae, Streptophyta, Magnoliopsida, Fabales, Fabaceae. The record is from RefSeq and is a predicted model, not a curated record.
AUGCAUACGACACUCCUUGACCAUUGGAAGUCAUUACCACUCGAUAAGUAUGAUGGUUCAACCGACCCUGACGAGCAUGUCGACAUCUUCUUGACUCAGGUCACUCUCAGCACUACUGACGAUGCUGCAUUAUGCCGAAUCUUCCCAACUUCGUUGAAGGGUCGGGCAUUGAGCUGGUUCACACGACAGCCGGCCAACUCAGUCGACUCCUUCAAUACAUUGGCAUCUCAAUUCCCCAUUCAGUCCGCCACCAGCAGACCUCAUCAACUGACCUCGCCCUCGUUGGUAAGCAUAAGACAAGAAAAGAAGGAAUCCCUUCGGCCCUUCAGGAGCCGAUUCAAUAAAGCGGCUUUGGAGAUUCGAGACCUCAACCCUACUCUAGCUCUGCACCACCUUACCACCGCCUUGAAAUUGAGACCUUUCGCCAACAGCAUCUGUAAGAAACCCCCAACUGAUAUGGAUGAUUUGCGUCAGCGCGCCAACAAAUACAUGCAAAUGGAGGAAUUAGCUGAGUUCCGUAAUCAAGCAAGGGCAGAGAUAGCUGCUAAAGCUGAUAAGCCAGUGUUAAGUCUCAAUUUUCCCUGGACUCCGAAGACAGACGUCGCUAUGGAGCUCGAGCAUGACUGUUGA